AUGGCCAUGGUCCGCGUGUGGCGGGAUCUAUGCACGAGAAAAGAUGGGCGAAAGGAAAAAGAAAUGCAAGUUAAGAAAUUAUCCGGUGUUUCCCUCACUAAAGCUCUCAACAUCCAGAGCUGCUCGACCAAUUAG
This is a messenger RNA of Paracoccidioides brasiliensis Pb18, 135 nucleotides long. RefSeq lists its product as uncharacterized. The coding region runs from base 1 to 135 and encodes 44 amino acids. The transcript has 2 exons. The record is from RefSeq and is a predicted model, not a curated record.